Molecule: messenger RNA, 1010 nt
Organism: Arachis ipaensis
Lineage: Eukaryota; Viridiplantae; Streptophyta; Magnoliopsida; Fabales; Fabaceae
Source: RefSeq, a predicted model, not a curated record
AUGGCGCUGGUGGCUCUGGCCGCAAGGACGCGACACCGGUUCCCCUCCAGUGACGGCGAGCUCGACCGACGGCAACUGGGUGCGGCGGCGGUGACAGAAUCGGCUUCCUUUGUCUCACGCGCUUCACUGGCUUCCGUCAAUCUCUCUGUCAGCGUCGCUAUACCUUUCUCCUUCGAGCUCAACGGUAGCGAAACUAGCGGCGGCGGCGGUAACGCAUGGCAGCAGCGAGGACGAACAGCCGGCUCUGGUGGCAGUGACGCCCAACGCGCCGUCUCCCUCUUCCCCCUCUUUCUUCCCUCGCGGCUCCCCUCAUUUUCUGAUUCGGACAAUGAUAAAAAGAAUAUUUUGGCCGUUCAAUCACUUCGGAACACAAUCAUGGGGUCAACCCUAAUGGCCACAACUUCCAUUCUCCUCUCCUCUGGGCUAGCCGCCGUAAUAAGCAGCACUUACAGCAUAAAAAAGCCGCUAGAUGACGCCCUCUACGGCGGACACGGAGAAUUUAUGGUGGCGUUGAAAUACGUGACGCUUCUCAUCUUCUUCCUUUUCUCGUUCUUUUGUCACUCGCUGUCGAUCCGAUUCAUCAAUCAAGUCAACAUUCUAAUUAAUACACCACAAGAUGAAAUGUCAUUAGUAACCCCGGAUUAUGUUAAUGAAAUAUUAGAGAAAGGGUUUGUGUUGAACACUGUGGGGAAUAGGAUUUUCUAUGCGGCACUCCCUCUAUUGCUUUGGAUAUUUGGACCUGUUUUGGUGUUCUUGUGUUCUAUUACUAUGAUUCCGGUGCUUUAUAACCUUGACUUUGUGGUCAAUAGUGGAAAAGGAAAGUUGAAUAAUAACCAUGGGACUAGGGAUUUUGCAUGAAUUAAUUAAUUACAUACCAUAAGGAUCAUUAUUGUUGCAUAAAGUUUAAUUAGUGCUUUUUAUUUUGGUGAUUAAUUAGAAGCAUGUGUUUGUGCGUGUCCAUUGUUGUAUCAAGCAAUCUUUAUUAGCAAAGGUUUUGAUUGAGCUUAAAA